Molecule: messenger RNA, 1041 nt
Organism: Arxiozyma heterogenica
Lineage: Eukaryota; Fungi; Ascomycota; Saccharomycetes; Saccharomycetales; Saccharomycetaceae
Gene: CNS1
Product: HSP70/90 family co-chaperone CNS1
Exons: 1
Coding region: 1-1041 (346 amino acids)
Biological process (GO): protein folding
Cellular component (GO): cytosol; nucleus
Molecular function (GO): Hsp90 protein binding; Hsp70 protein binding
Source: RefSeq, a predicted model, not a curated record
AUGUCAAAAGAAGAAUCAAAACCCCAAAAAUACAUUCCUGGUCCUAAUGAUCCGAUCCUACCACCUCAAUUAUCAGAAUUUAAAGAUAAAUCCACAGAUGAAGUUCUUGCUGAAUUGAAUAAAAUGCCCUUCUUUAUGACUAAAUUGGAUGAAAGUGAUGAAAACACUGAAUUGGAAGCUUUAAAAGCAUUGGCAUAUGAGGGUGAACCACAUGAAGUAGCUGAGAAUUUCAAGAAUCAAGGCAAUGAUUUAUAUAAAGUUAAAAGAUUUAAAGAUGCAAGAGAAUUGUAUAUAAAGGGUAUUGAUGUGAAAUGUAAAGAUGACAAAAUUAAUGAAGCUCUUUAUGCUAACAAAGCCAUUUGCGAGUUGGAGUUAAAGAAUUAUAGACGUUGUAUUAAUGACUGUAAAAUGGCUCUAAGCAUAAAUCCAAAGAAUCUGAAAUGUUACUAUAGAAUGGGUAAGGCCUUUUUUGCACUAGAUAAAUUGGAUGAAGCACAAGAAACUGUUGAUUUCGGUUUAAAAAUUGAUAAUAGUAAUGUAUCACUACAAAAUUUAUCUAAAAAUAUUGCAAAAAGGAUAGCUGAUCUAAAAGCAAUUGAAGAAACUAAAUUAAAGGAGCAGCAGGAAAAAGAAAAUAAGAAAAUAAUGUUAGAAAGUGCAAUGACCUUGAGAAAUGUAAAAUCUAUCACUACAAGAGAACCAGCUGAAUUGUUAAAAGAGGCUAAAGCUAAACUAGAAGAUCCCAUGGAUUUUGAAUCUCAAAUGAUUUACCCUGCAAUUAUUAUGUAUCCAACAACAAAUGAGUUUGAUUUUAUCGGUGAGGUUAGUGAAUUAACUACUGUGCAAGAGUUAAUAGAUCUUGUUAUGCAACGACCAGAAGAAUGGUUUCGAGAUGAAAAACACAAAAAUUUUUCUGCCAAAUCGUUGCUUACUUUUAUGGAAACAGAAAGUGGUGGGUUAAUUAAAGCUGGAAAAAAGCUUACCUUUCAUGAUAUUUUAAAAAAGAAACACCGUCUAUCCCAUUAUUUGAUUCUGCUUUAA